AUGCCUGAGAAACCGCAGCUUGGCAAGUUACAAAUGUUUGAAACUCUUAUGUUAAAGCCAUCAGCGUCACCUGCUAGGAGAGGUGGUAUCAAAGCGUCGCCAACACCAGCUACCGCCUCAUCGGACAUCGACGCCCAUGUAGAUGCUCCUGCGAUACCAGUACCGCAAGCUAGACCACAUCAGAGUUCUCAUUCAAAAGAAAUGAAGAACAGCAGCACCUGUAGCAAAUUAGAUGAAAUGCUUCGCAAACAAAAAAGCAAUUUUAAGGCUUUUUCACGAACGAUCACUAACAUCGACUUCAACAACAUCUCUGAAAAAUGGGAAUUCGAAGACAUUUUAAAGCACAUAGAGUCACGCUGGUCAAAUAUUGACAAUUUGCAUUGGGAGAUCGACAGUGAACUGUACGAAGAAGAUAAAGAAUACGAGCGUUCCUUUAACAUUUACGAGCGGGAAUAUAUCGAAAUCAAGAAAGUUUUAAAUCAAAAAAUGUGGUCAGCAUCUUUUAGAACACAAUCAACACCAACUAUGGACAUACCAUUCUUCCACGGAGAUUAUCAUAAAUGGAAUUCAUUUAAAGAUCUAUUUUUAGAAACGAUUCAUAAAAACCGUUCCAUGUCCAAUGCGCAGAAAAUGCAGUUCUUAAAGAGCAAGGUCAAAGGGGAAGCAGAAAAACUCAUACAGCAUUUAAACGUCAGUACAGAGAACUAUCAAAUUUGUUGGGAUAUUCUGAAUCACAGAUAUAACAACAAAAAGUUAAUAUUCAGCUCUCAUAUCAACAUGUUAUUGAAUUUACCAACAAUGUCACUUCAAACUGCAGCAAUUAUAAAGAAAAUUCACGAUACUGCAAAUGAAUGCUUGAAUGCCAUAAAGUCGCUUGGAGUCGACAUCACUACGUGGGACCCGCUAGUGGUUCAUAUACUCUCUCAAAAACUUGACCAAGAGACACAUAAGGAUUACAUAGAGUCUUUAAAAAACCCGAGAGAAUUACCUACAUUGGCCGAAUUUUUCGAGUUCUUAGAAAUGAAAUUUACCUCACUAGAAGCUUCGAAACGAAAACAAGAUAGUAUUGCGCAAAAAUCAACCUCGCAGUAUUCUUCAUUUAAUACAAAGAAACCGAAUCAGCAAAAUAAUUAUAAUUACAAUAAAUAUUCAACUAACAACGCAUAUCAACCGAACAAACAUAUUUCUAAAUCGUUACUUGUUUCGUCAGCAUUACAAUGCCCCCAAUGCAAAGGGAAACACGGCAUUUUCAACUGUAAAGAAUUUUUAGAAAUGUCAAAUGACAUGAAGUUAAAGACUGUCUAUGGCCUACGACUAUGCACUAACUGUUUAUAUGAUCACAAGGGAAACAAAUGCAUCUCAACAAAGACAUGUAAUAAAUGUACAGAAAUGCAUAACACCUUACUGCAUGACGCAUUCAGUUAUUCUUCACACACAGAAGCCAGCCACUCGGACAGAGUUAACGUAUCACAGCAGAAAGCAGCGGAAAUCCUUCUUGCAACAGCACUAAUAAAAGUAACAGCUGCAGAUGGUACGCAGCACACCAUGCGAGCGCUUAUUGACCAAGGAUCUCAGAUAUCUCUCAUCACCGAGAAUGCAGCGCAGCGACUGCGAUUGACCCGUCGUCGUUGCAAAGGCGUAGUAUAUGGACUAGGUUCUCAAGGAAAUAAUAGCAAGGGUUCUAUACAAAUAACAGCAUCAGCAAUAAACAGCGAAUUCACGUUCAAUACGAAAGUAAUAAUAAUGAAUAGUCUUAUCAGUAAUCUUCCGAAUCGAUCAUUCUCUAAACCAGCGUGGCCGCAUAUAGAGCACAUUCAAUUAGCGGACCCCGAGUUUUAUAUCAGUAAACCGGUAGAUCUGUUACUAGGUGCUGACAUUUAUUCCCUUAUCAUGAUGGGAGGAAUUAUUAAGGGAGAUAACGAAUCCCAGCCCAUUGCGCAACAAACGCAACUUGGUUGGUUAUUAUGCGGUAACGUUAAAACCUAUCAAUGUAACGUGAUAUCAACUAACACAGAAGAUAUACAAAGAUUCUGGUCAAUCGAAGACAUCGUGGAUACUUCUGAAAACACUUCAUUAGAAGCCCAUCAUUGUGUUAAGCAGUAUAAUGAACAAACGACACGUCAAUCAGACGGUCGAUACAUCGUAAGACUCCCUAUGAAACCAGACGCCAUGGAGAAAUUAGGAGAGUCUAAGCAGAGAGCAACAGCACAGUUUCUUCAGUUAGAAAAAAAGCUCACAAGAAACGAAAAAUUAUCACACGAUUACUCAGCCUUCAUUGACGAGUAUAUUACAUUGGGUCAUAUGCAAAAGGUAAACAAAAUUGACGGUAAUCCGAAACCGUCGUAUUAUUUACCGCACCAUUGUGUCAUUCGCCCCGACUCCACUACUACAACGUUGCGAGUCGUUUUCAAUGCGUCAUCACCCACGUCAUCAGGACUUAGUCUUAACGACUUAAUGUAUAGCGGCCCCAAGUUGCAGAAAGAUUUAUUAUCUUUGAUUUUAAAAUGGAGAUUGUACGAGAUCGCAUUUACGGCAGAUAUUGAAAAAAUGUUCAGACAGAUCAAAUUACAUCCUGAAGAUCAAAAUUUACACAAAAUUAUCUGGAGAGAACCGAUCAAACAACAAACUCAAUACUACAGCGAUAAUCGCCCUCUACUUGAAUAUAAAUUAUCAACCGUUACUUACGGUACUAAGGCCGCGCCUUUUCUUGCUAUGAUGACGCUGAAACAACUAGCGAAAGAUGAAGGUCAUAAAUACUCGAUCAGAGCUAAGCAAGCACUAGAAGAACAGUUCUACAUGGAUGACCUGUUGUUUGGGAGUGAUGACAUCAACUCUGCUUUCAAACUGAAAACUGAACUGAUAGCACUUCUCAGUUCAGGUGGAUUUAACCUCCGCAAGUGGUCGUCCAACAGCAAAUUAUUGACGGACCCUGUCUCAAAUCAAACAUCAUUCGACUUCAAGCAUUAUGAAUCAACAAAGGCUCUGGGAUUAAAAUGGAUCCCUCAGGAAGACGUUUUAUCGUUUCAACUCAAUUUAAGCACUCCAUCUAAAUCGCUAACUAAGCGGGUACUUUUGUCGGAAAUAUCCAAAAUAUUCGACCCGUUAGGAUGGCUGUCUCCCGUUACAACUAAGCUGAAACUUUUAUUUCAAACAGUGUGGCUACACGACAUCCAAUGGAAUAACGAACUACCAGAAGAAUUGAAAAGGGAGUGGAAUAUAAUCCGGGAAGAUUUGGAAUAUAUCAACGAGAUAAAGGUACAGAGGUGGUUAAAAAGUCACGAAUACGACACGAUCGAGCUACAUGGGUUUUGUGACGCAUCAACUAAAGCGUACGCCUGUGUUGUUUACUACAAAAUAUAUAAUCAUCAAGAUCAAAAGAGUACCAAUCAUUCAUUUGUUGUCAUCGGAGCAGCGAAAGCAAGACUAGUACCUGUAAAGAAAAAAAUCACAUUGCCACGACUCGAAUUAAUGGCAUGCCUUUUACUAUCAAAGUUAAUGGAUGUUGUUUCACGCACAUUAACUAACUAUAACAUCAAAGUGUUUGGAUGGACGGACUCCACCGCAGCAUUAGGAUGGAUCCAAGGUGACUCUAAUCGAUGGAAGGCAUUUGUAGCAAACAGGGUUGAACAGAUCAAAACAAUUAUGCCUUCAGAAUGCUGGCGCUAUAUAAAAUCACAAGAUAACCCAGCGGACUGUGCUAGUAGAGGAAUCACUGUAAAACAACUACAGCAGCACCCCUUAUGGUGGACUGGACCAUCAUGGUUAACCUCGUUCAAUUCAAAUUAUCAAGAAGAAUGCCCGAUUUACUACACAGAUCAAGAAACAAAACAAUUAACUAAACAUCAAACAGCUGUUGCUAUUACAAACCAACAUUGUAUAAUUAACGAUAUAAUAAGCAGAUACAGCAAUUUCAUUCAUGCAACCAGAGUACUCGCUUGGAUACUACGUGUGGUGUCACGUAACCGAGACUUAUCAAAUAAACAGUUUUAUUUAUCAAUUAAUGAAUUAUUACGAGCAAAACAUAUGAUCAUAAAAUUUUAUCAAAACAUCGAGUUUACGGAGGAAAUUAACUGUAUUUUUAAUCAAGAAAAAAUCAGUUCGAAAAGUAAAAUUCUUAACUUAAAUCCUUUCUUAGAUAAAGAAGGAUUAUUACGAGUAGGAAGUAGAAUCAAGCAUGCACAGAUUGAAGAUGAUAUGAAGACUCCUUUAAUCAUACCUCAUGAAAGUCAUUUAACAAACUUGCUUAUAGACCAAGCGCAUAGACACACAUUUCAUGGUGGCGCGAGGUUAACGCUAUCACGCCUUAGACAGCACUACUGGGUGAUAGGAGGGAACAGAGCAGUUAAGAAGUACAUCCGCAAGUGCGUUAUCUGCAGAAAGCAUAACCCUGAUAAGCAAAACCAACUCAUGGGUGAUUUACCAGCUGCCCGCUGCAAUCCAACUCGGCCGUUUUACAACUGCGGCGUCGACUUCACUGGCUACGUUGACAUCAAGUACAACAAAGGUAGAGGAGCCAAGAUGACCAAAGGGUACAUCGCCGUAUUCGUUUGUAUGGUCACUAAAGCAGUGCAUCUCGAACUUGUCUCCGAUUUAUCAUCGUCAGCAUUUAUAUCAGCACUUCGGCGGAUGGCAGCUAGACGUGGAGCACCGCGCCAUAUAUACUGCGAUAAUGGGACCAACUUUGUAGGCGCCGGUCGCGUCUUACAAAAAGAAUACCUCAACUUGCAACAAUUAUUAGAUGAACAAUUUUAUCGCCAAAUCACUGACAUGAACAUACAAUUUCAUUUUAACGCACCAUCUUGGCCCAGUGCCGGUGGGCUCUGGGAAGCAGCUGUCAAGAGCCUAAAGCAUCACCUUCGGAGAGUUCUUGGAGAGCAAAAACUGACCUACGAGGAAUAUGCUACAUUAUUAGCACAAAUAGAAGCGUGUUUAAACACCAGACCGCUGUGCGCUAUCACGGAAGAUCCCGAUGACAUAAAUUUCCUCACACCGUCUCAUUUCUUGGCAAGUGGCCCGACACUCAGCAUCCUAGAAACCGAACGAGAUGAAAGAACAAGAUGGCAGCUAACUCAAAAAAUCUUCAAUGAUUUAUGGAAGCGUUGGCAAAACGAAUAUCUGUGCCAAUUAUCAGCUCGCAGCAAGUGGCAACAGCCCCAGCAAAAUCAGAAAAUAGGUGAUGUAGUCAUCAUUCAUGACACAAACUUACCGCCCGGCAAAUGGCCCCUUGGCAGAGUCGUUGAUCUACACCCUGGAAAGGAUGGACACGUACGGGUCGUAACUAUCAAGACGAAGAAUGGCACCAUCCAGAGGCCAGUCGUAAAAUUAUCAACGUUACCUAUUAGUAAUUAA
This is a messenger RNA of Melitaea cinxia (Glanville fritillary), 5349 nucleotides long. RefSeq lists its product as uncharacterized. Gene Ontology annotation, biological process: DNA integration. Lineage: Eukaryota; Metazoa; Arthropoda; Insecta; Lepidoptera; Nymphalidae. The coding region runs from base 1 to 5349 and encodes 1782 amino acids. Gene Ontology annotation, molecular function: nucleic acid binding. The record is from RefSeq and is a predicted model, not a curated record. The transcript has a single exon.